UGCAAACUAAAAUAUAAAAUUUUGAUAUAAAUAGCAGACAAAUUUUCAAAUUAUUAUCAAGUACCCUAGUUCCCUUGACUACUACAGAGCCAAAAAAAAAUCAAAAAUGAAAUUUGUUAUCUUUUUCGCUAUUUUGGCUUUCGCCAUUGCCUGCGUUUUGGCCUGCGAUCCCGAUGGCAACAAUCAACCUGAAUGUACCAGUAAAAAUUUAAAUGUACCCGUUCGUAACUUCUGGGAUCCCACUCACUAUUGGUUGUGUAAAUCUGCUGGUGCCGCUGCUGAAUCUGUACGUUGUCCCGAUGCUGAAGGUUUCGAUUCAGCCAAGGGUGCUUGCGUACCCUUCGAUCAAUGGAAAUGGACAGAACCUUGCCCUUCUGCUUAAAUAUAAUGAUAAUUUGUUGAAGACAAAUAAAUGAAAAAACGUUUUUUAUGAAA
Molecule: messenger RNA, 435 nt
Organism: Lucilia sericata (common green bottle fly)
Lineage: Eukaryota; Metazoa; Arthropoda; Insecta; Diptera; Calliphoridae
Exons: 2
Coding region: 107-382 (91 amino acids)
Molecular function (GO): chitin binding
Source: RefSeq, a predicted model, not a curated record